Fraxinus pennsylvanica is the source of this 1065-nucleotide messenger RNA. The record is from the annotation of a GenBank genome assembly. NCBI's taxonomy places the organism in Eukaryota, Viridiplantae, Streptophyta, Magnoliopsida, Lamiales, Oleaceae.
AUGCGACCAAACCCUAGUCUUAGUGGUGCAACAUCUUCUUGUAGAGAUUCAUUCAUUGGCCUAUGGGAUGAUUGCAUAAAUAGGAUCGUUUCAACAUUUUGUUCCAUUGAAAUGGUCUUCAUUCGAAAAUCUUCGUUGUCAUUAGCAGAAACUGUACAAGAUCAAUGGCCUAAUGUAACCGGUUUUCUAAGAAAUUUUUGCUUGUGGAGAGGAGAAGAAACUAAUCAGUUAAGGGAAGGCCAUCUUGAUCCCUCUAGUUCCAUUGUGGACAAGCUUUUGUGGACCUAUAUGGAUCUUCCUUACAUUCUUGGAUACUAUGCUGUUGGCUACAUUGUAACGUUUUGUGCGUUAAACAGAUUACAGGAUCGCGUUAUAAGAACUGAUCUUUAUACGGUUGACCUAUCAACACCGGCGGAGAGAAUAAAAGCCCUAGUCCCAUGCUGGAGAAUUGCAGGAUUAUUGUCAUGGUUAGCUGAUAGAUGCUAUAAUUUCAUUACCAAUGGCAAUAGCUAUAAGGUUGUACCUUAUAGUGAUUUUGAGAUAAUCGAUUUAGGGGAUGGGAAUAUCGCGGAAAUGACACCAAAUACAGUGAACAGAUUAUUCUCAAGCAAAAGAAAAUGGGCAGCAGUGAAGGAAAUUUAUGAUUUUCUUGAUCACAGAAUCCCACAUGCUGAGUUUAUUAUCCGAUCUUCAGAAAAAUAUUUAGCAAUGGACAAAGUGAUGAAGAAAAUUAAUAGAGAAAGUGAAUGGUUCAUUACCGGCUUCGACGAGGCGAUGGGUGCACCACAGUUGAACCCCAACAGGGGUGUAGCCACUAGAAAGCACGCGCCGGAGAUGGGGCGGGGUUUACAUGGGGUGAAGGUGGACGUGUGGGAAGUAGGUCAACUAGUAAAGACUUGUGGAUUAGUAGGCGUGCCUAAAUUGCUUAGGGAGUUGCAGAACAGAUGCUUGGACCACAACCCAGAACAGCGGCCAACGGCGGCGGACUGCUACCACCACCUGCUGCAGCUGCAGUCUUCAAUAUCAGCUGUCGCCACCGGAGAGUAUUUGACGCCGGCAGUAUAG